Rubroshorea leprosula is the source of this 1033-nucleotide messenger RNA. The record is from the annotation of a GenBank genome assembly. NCBI's taxonomy places the organism in Eukaryota, Viridiplantae, Streptophyta, Magnoliopsida, Malvales, Dipterocarpaceae.
AGUAGUGUUACAAUAUUCCAAUAAGAGCUAUCGAUAUUCUGUUUUGUUGGUGAGAAAAUAAAAGGGAAAAUGAUAAGGUGGGAAGAUGUUUAUAAGGUGGUGGCGGCGAUGACGCCGCUAUAUUUUGCGCUCAUGUUAGGGUAUGGUUCGGUGAAGUGGUGGCGGAUAUUUAAGCCGGAGCAGUGUGAUGCCAUAAACCGCCUGGUUUGUUAUUUCAUUCUACCUCUGUUUACUCUGGAGUUUACGGCGAACAUCAAUCCUUUCCAAAUGAACUAUCGGCUUAUUGGGGCUGACGUGAUUUCGAAGUUGAUCGUUGUGGUGGUGCUGGCGUUUUGGGCUAAUUGUAGUAGUAAAGGAACUUACGCCUGGUCUAUUACUAGUUUCUCCUUAGCUACCUUGACGAACACGCUUCUCAUCGGAGUGCCCAUAAUGAAUGCUAUGUAUGGGUCAAUGGCCGUUGAUCUUGUCGUGCAGUUGGCGGUGGUACAGGCGAUUAUAUGGUUUCCGAUUAUGCUGUUUGUGUUGGAGUUUCGGAGGUCGAGAAUUUCCAUUUCUUCUGGUAAAGAGGAUGCUGGUGGAGGUGAGAAGGAUUUGGAAAGAAGCACAGAUGUGGCGGUGAGCGGCCGGCCGCCAUCGUUCUGGAUGUUGAUGAAGGUCGUGGGAUUGAAACUUGCUAAGAAUCCUAGGUGCUAUGCAUGCACCGUCGGUCUUGCUUGGGCUUUUCUGGCAAGCAGGGAUCUUCAUGGCUUUGCAGGAAAAGUUGAUAGCCUGCGGUACAAGCCUGACUAUUUUUGGGAUGGUUUUGAGGUUCAUUGCAGGACCCGCGUCCACCGCUAUUGGCGCCGUUGCUGUGGGUCUGCACCGCGACGUUUUCCACGUCGCCAUCAUUCAGGCAGCAUUGCCACAAUCUAUUGCAACCUUCAUCUUCGCCAAAGAAUAUGGAUUACAUGCAGAUGUCUUGAGUUCUGCGGUAAUCUUUGGAACCAUAGUGUCCCUUCCGGUAAUGAUCGCUUAUUACGCAGUUAUGGAGUCG